UCCCCCGCCGCGGGUCGCCGGCGCCCCCUCUCCACCAUAGCAGCUGUCUGCACCGGCCGCCGCCGGCGCCGUGAGGCUGCAGCAGAGCCCAGGGCCGAGGGAGGGGUCCCGCGAGAGGGCAGCGCGGCCGCCGCCUGGACGCUGAGAGUCGGUGCCUGAGAGCCAUGCCAGCUGCCCCCCAGUCUCUCCAGAUGCCCGGCAAGGCGCCAGCACCCUGGAACACCCGUGCCGCCCAUCCACACUCAAGUGGCCUGCCUGCCCCGCCCCGGGGCCCACUGCCCAGCGUCACUGCCUUCUAGCCACUUCUCCCGUGAGCCCGAGGACCAGCCGCUGCUGCCAGGAGCCUCUCCCCAAGACGCAGCCCAAACUGCUGCUGCUGGAACCUUCUCACAUCUGCCUCAUCCGCGAGCCUUUCUGACCCUGCUUCUGGGUGCUGGCGGUGGGUCACCCCAUGCGACUGAGUGGGGCUGCCUCAAGGAUUUCCCAGGGUCCCAAGGAUCAGCUGUUAAACACAAGGGCCUCUUGUCCUCACCCGAAGCUCCCGUGGGAGCGAUGACCAGGAGCCUCGCGUACCUGCCCUAGACCUGAGCUGCCUGGCCGCACCUCAAUCCCAUGCCUUCAGCGUCCGUCCGGAACCAGCCCCUCCCCACACCCAGGCACCAAGGAGGCUGCUUGCACUAAUCCCACCCUGCUUCUCUCAAAGAGCUGUGCACCCCCACCUCUCCAGCAGAAGAUGGCGGCCCCCCGGCAGCUGGCCCUGCUCCUCUGGAAGAACUACACGCUGCAGAAGCGGAAGGUCCUGGUCACCGUGCUGGAAAUCUUCCUGCCCUUGCUGUUCUCGGGGAUCCUGAUUUGGCUCCGCCUGAAAAUCCAGUCAGAAGAUGUCCCCAACGCUACCAUCUACCCUGGCCAGUCCAUCCAAGAGCUGCCCCUCUUCUUCACCUUCCCUCCUCCGGGAGGCUCCUGGGAGCUGGCCUACAUCCCGGCCCACAGCGACGCCGUGAGGACCAUCACUGAGGCCGUGAGGAAGGCACUGGUGAUCAACAUGAGAGUCCGGGGCUUCCCCUCGGAGAGGGACUUCGAGGACUACAUCAAGUAUGACAACGGCUCCUCCAGCGUGCUGGCCGCCGUGGUGUUUGAGCAUGCCUUCAACCACAGCCGGGACCCCCUGCCGCUGGCGGUGAGGUACCACCUGCGCUUCAGCUACACUCGAAGGAACUACAUGUGGACCAAGGCAGGCUCCUUCUUCUUGAAGGAGACACAGGGCUGGCACACCACCUCCCUGUUCCCGCUCUUCCCAACCCUGGGCCCCAGGGAGCCCGCGGCUGCAGAUGGCGGGGAGCCUGGCUACAUCCGGGAAGGCUUCCUGGCGGUGCAGCACGCCGUGGACAGAGCCAUCAUGCAGUACCAUGCCAACACCUCUGCGCACCAGCUGCUGGAGAAGGUCACCGUGAUCGCAAAGAGGUUCCCGUACCCACCGUUCAUCUCGGAUCCCUUCCUGGUUGCCAUCCAGUACCAGCUCCCCCUGCUGCUCAUGCUGAGCUUCACCUACACCUCACUCAGCAUCAUCCGGGCUGUCGUGCGGGAGAAGGAGAGGAAACUCAAGGAGUACAUGCGCAUGAUGGGGCUGAGCAGCUGGCUGCACUGGAGCGCCUGGUUCAUCAUGGCCUUCCUCCUCCUCCUCAUCGCCAGCGCUUUCAUGACCCUGCUCUUCUGUGUCAAGGUGAAGAAGGACGUGGCGGUGCUGACCCACAGCGACCCGUCCCUGGUGCUGGUCUUCCUGCUGUGCUUCUCCAUCUCCUCCAUCUCCUUCAGCUUCAUGGUCAGCACCUUCUUCAGCAAAGCCAACAUGGCGGCGGCCAUUGGCGGCUUCCUCUACUUCUUCACCUACAUCCCCUACUUCUUCGUGGCGCCCCGCUACAACUGGAUGGCCCUCAGCCAGAAGCUGCUCUCCUGCCUCCUCUCCAACGUGGCCAUGGCCAUGGGCGCCCAGCUCAUCGGCAAGUUCGAAGCCAAAGGCACUGGCCUACAGUGGCGCGACCUCCUGACUCCGGUCAAUGUGGACGACGACUUCUCAUUCGGGCAGGUGCUGGGCAUGCUACUUCUGGACUCUGUCCUCUACGGCCUGGUGGCCUGGUACGUGGAGGCCGUCUUCCCGGGCCAGUUCGGGGUGCCCCAGCCCUGGUACUUUUUCCUCCUGCCUUCCUACUGGUGCGGCAGCCCCAGGACCGCCCUAGCCAAAGAGGAUGAGGACAAAGACCCGGAGAAAGCACUCAGGUCGGAGUUCUUCGAAGCCGAGCCUGAAGACCUGGUGGCUGGGAUCAAGAUCAAGCAUUUGUCCAAGGUGUACAGAGUCGGGAGUAAGGGCAAGACAGCCGUCAAGGAUUUGAACCUGAACCUGUAUGAAGGCCAGAUCACCGUCUUGCUGGGGCACAAUGGUGCUGGGAAGACCACCACUCUGUCCAUGCUCACGGGCCUCUUCCCCCCCAGCAGCGGGCAUGCGUCCAUCUGCGGGUAUGAGAUCUCCCAGGACAUGCCUCGGAUCCGGGAGAGCUUGGGGCUGUGCCCCCAGCACGAUGUCCUGUUUGACGACCUGACGGUGGCAGAGCACUUGUACUUCUACGCCCAGCUGAAAGGCCUGUCGCUGCACAAGUGCUGGGAGGAGGUCAGGCGGAUGCUGCGCAUCCUGGACCUGGAGGACAAGCAGGACGCCCCCAGCAAGUUCCUCAGUGGGGGCAUGAAGCGCAAGCUGUCCAUUGGUAUCGCCCUCAUUGGAGGCUCCAAGGUGCUGAUGCUGGACGAACCCACCUCGGGCAUGGAUGCCAUCUCCCGGAGGGCCAUCUGGGACCUGCUCCAGCAGCAGAAGAGUGACCGCACGAUCCUGCUGACCACUCACUUCAUGGACGAGGCCGACCUGCUGGGGGACCGCAUCGCCAUCAUGGCACAGGGGGAGCUGCAGUGCUGCGGGUCCUCGCUGUUCCUCAAGCAGAAGUACGGCGCAGGCUACCACAUGACCCUCGUCAAGGAGCCCCACUGCAAACCCGAGGCCAUCGCCCGCCUGGUCCACCAGCACGUCCCCAGCGCCACCCUGGAGAGCAACGCCGGGGCUGAGCUCUCCUUCAUCCUGCCCAAAGAGAGCACACACAGGUUUGAAGCGCUCUUCACGAAGCUGGAGAAGCAGCAGAAGGAGCUGGGCAUCGCGAGCUUCGGGGCCUCCGUCACCACCAUGGAAGAGGUCUUCCUUCGGGUCGGCAAGCUGGUGGACACAAGCAUGGACAUCCAGGCCAUCCAGCUCCCGCCCCUGCAGUACCAGCACGAGCGGCGGGCCAGUGACUGGGCAGUGGACAACCACCUGUGCGGCGUCAUGGAUCCCAGCAACGGCAACGGCGCCCUCAUCGAGGACGACUGUGCCAGCGUCCAGCUCAACACCGGGCUGGCCCUGCACUGCCAGCAGUUCCGGGCCAUGCUGGUGAAGAAGGCUGCGUACAGCUGGAGGGAGUGGAAGGUGGCGGCUGCCCAGGUGCUGGUCCCGCUGACGUGUCUCACGCUGGCCCUCCUGGCCAUCAACUACUCCUCAGAGAUCCUUGACGACCCCAGUCUGGAGCUGACCCUGGGCCCAUACGGCAGGACCGUUGUGGCCUUCUCGGCCGCUAGGACAUCACGGCUGGGGCAGCAGCUCUCAGAGCACCUGAGGGACCUGCUGCAGGCUGAGGGCCAGGAGCCCCGGGAGGUGCUGGGUGACCUGGAGGAGUUCCUGAUCUUCCGGGCCUCGGUGGAGGGCGGAGGCUUUAAUGAGCGCUGCCUGGUGGCUGCAUCCUUCAGGGACGUGGGGGAGCGGACGGCCGUCACUGCUCUGUUCAACAACCAGGCCUACCACUCCCCGGCCGCCGCCCUGGCCCUGGUGGACAACAUGCUCUUCAGGACGCUCUGCGGCCCCCAGGCCUCCAUCAUGGUGUCCAACUACCCGCAGCCCCGCAGCGCCCUGCAAGCAGCCAAGGAUCAGUUCAGCGAGGGCCGGAAGGGUUUCGACAUCACCCUCAACCUGCUGUUUGCCAUGGCCUUCCUGGCCAGCACCUUUGCCAUCCCUGCUGUCGGCGAAAGGGCCACCCAAGCCAAGCACAUCCAGUUCGUUAGUGGUGUCCACGUGGCUGCCUUCUGGCUCCCUGCCCUGCUGUGGGACCUCAUCACCUUCCUGGUCCCCAGCCUGCUGCUGCUGGUGGUGUUCAAAGCCUUCGACGUGCACGCGUUCACGCGGGACGGCCACGAGGCGGACGCCCUGGCACUGCUGCUGCUCUACGGCUGGGCCAUCGUCCCACUCAUGUACCUCCUCAGCUUCCUCUUCUCGGGCCCAGCCACGGCCUACACACGCCUGACCAUCUUCAACGUGCUCUCGGGCGUCGCCACCUUCCUCGUAGUCACCAUCAUGCGCAUCCCAGCGGUCAAGCUGGAAGAACUGUCCAGAACCCUGGACCACGUGUUCCUUGUGCUGCCCAACCACUGCCUGGGCAUGGCCGUCAGCAGCUUCUACGAGAACUACGAGACUCGGAGGUACUGCACGUCCUCAGAGGUGGCCACCCACUACUGCCACAAAUACCACAUCGAGUACCAGGAGAACUUCUAUGCGUGGCAAGCCCCGGGCGUGGGCAAGUUUGUCAUCUCCAUGGCCGUCUCGGGCUUCGUGUGCCUCCUGCUGCUCUUCCUGCUGGAGACCAGUCUGCUGUGGAGGCUGAGGGGCCUGCUCUGUGCUGCCCGCCGCCGCCACGCACUGACAGAGGCAUAUGGCCGUGCUCCCGUACCACCUGAAGACCAGGAUGUGGCUGAUGAGAGGAGCCGAGUGCUAGCCCCAACGCUGGACCCACCCCCUCGGGACCCCCCUCUGAUCAUCAGGGAGCUCUCCAAGGUGUACGAACAGCGGCCGCCCCUCCUUGCUGUGGACAAGCUCGCCCUGGCCGUCCACAAGGGCGAGUGCUUUGGCCUGCUGGGCUUCAACGGGGCUGGGAAGACCACCACCUUCAGGAUGCUGACGGGGGAGGAGCCCCUCACCUCGGGAGACGCCUUCGUCUGGGGCCACAGCAUCCGCUCCGACCUCGGGAAGGUGCGGCAGCGCAUCGGCUACUGCCCGCAGUUUGACGCCCUGCUGGAGCACCUGACUGCACGGGAGACGCUGGUGCUGUACGCCCGGCUCCGGGGCGUCCCUGAGCGCCACAUCGGUGCCUGUGUGGAGAACACGCUGCGGGGCCUGCUCCUGGAGCCACACGCCAACAAGCUGGUCAGGACCUACAGUGGCGGGAACAAGCGGAAGCUCAGCACGGGCAUCGCCCUGAUCGGAGACCCUGCAGUCAUCUUCCUGGACGAGCCGUCCACGGGCAUGGACCCCGUGGCCCGGCGCCUGCUCUGGGACACAGUGGCGCGGGCCCGAGAGUCCGGCAAGGCCAUUGUCAUCACCUCCCACAGUGCAGCCUGGGGAGGGGGUACCCCAAGACAGUGGGGCCCUGAGGCGGCCUGUGACAAGAUGUGCCUGCUCUUGCAGGUGUUCGGUGUCCUGGAGCGUGCCAAGGAGAAGUACGGUGUGGGCGACUACUCGGUGAGCCAGAUCUCGCUGGAGCAAGUCUUCCUGAGCUUCGCACACCUGCAGCCACCAGCCGAGGAUGAGGGCCAGUGAGGGGCAGCGGGUGGGUGGUCACCCACUGCCCAGCCUCUCCCGUCACCCUGCACCUCCCGUCGACCAAUUUUCUACGACAGAGAUAAAGCCAUGGAGGCAGUGUCUACAGUGGGAGCUAUGGAAAGGGGGUGGCCAGCAGAGACACAUCGUCCACCCAGAGGCUGGAUUUUUCUACCCAGUGGUCUCCACGUCCACAGAGCCCUGCACUCUCCCCCAGGGGGGACGGGCUCAGACAGGCUUCUGCUGCACCUAGGGCUCAAGGGCGUGGGCCUCUCCACAGACUGCCCAGCCCCUGCCGGGCGUCAAUCAGGAGAAUCUUCAGGAACUGUGACCAUCAUGGUGAGAGCAGGGGUCCCCUGUCCCCCCACAGGACGCUGGCCGAGCAAAUCAGAGGGACCACAAUGGGGACUUUUGGGUCAGCUUUGUGGACAUACUCACACACACAUGCAUACCAUGGAAGUGAAGGGCGAGAUGGAGGCCAGGCACACCUGUUACACUCACAUUCACACUCUCCACGCACCGUGUACUCAUUCUUACACUGACAUCAUGCACUCACACACACUGAUUCUCACGUUGACAGAUGCAUGCACAUACCCACUCACGUACAUCGUUCUCACAUUUAACACAGACACAUGCAUUCUCAUACUCACACACACACACCCUCACGGAGGGAGUCCGCACACACCAGGGCAUUCUCCAGGAACCUUCCUGCCCCAUGACCCGAAAGGGAGGCUGAGGUUGGGAAACGCAGUGGAAGGACUGAGCCCGCCCCACUUAGGUAGCCUGCCUGCAGGACUCAGCGCCCCACGCUGCAGAGCCACAAAAACACUAGUGAAAAGGCUGCUCAGAAAAAGGGCCCACUGACAGAGGGGCGGGGGUCACUGGAGGACUCCACUCCCCAGGGAACCCGAGGGGGGGGACUGGAGGAGCCUCAACACCUGCUCCCUUCUGAUCAUCCAGCCCCGUCUCUUCCUUCCUUCCGGGGUUCUCUCAGACUUCGUGAUUCAAAUCUCUGUGCCUUUGACGCCCCCUUGGCGUUUGGGACAAAAGCUCCGAUCAGCAUCUUAUCAGUCCCUUCAAGUUGACCAACGCGGCGCAGCAUGUGCCUCCAGGCUCUCGCUGUCCACUUCCAUGCUACAAACAGUAAAUGCAGGGAUGUGGGGCCCAAACACCCCCAGGCUUGCACUCCCAGUGCCACUGUCACACUUAAAUACCUGGGGCGGGGGCGGUGCUUUUGCAAAGUUAGAUUUUCGCACAGAUUUGGAGGCUGGAAGUCUGAACUCAGCGCCAGUGGAGGGUGCUCUCUGCAGCCUCGCCAGCUUCUGGUUCCUGGUUCCUUGGCCAUCUCCGUGUCUCUCGGCAUCCCUUCUCCCCCAUGUCUACAUGCUAGCUUGUGUUUGCCAUACUGCCCCCCCCCCACCCCAUGUACUGUGUAGCAGGACCACAGAAGUAACACACAUGCACAGCACACAGGAAACUGAUGCACAAAGGGGUUGCAAAUGUGCAGUUUUGCAAAAAUAAAUGUGUAACCUGUUCUUUUCCUAAAAGACAGCACCCUCUUUUUACAAAUCCAAAGGGAUCCAUCCAAGACUCAUCCUUACACUAAUCCUGCAUCAGGAGAGGCUGGGAUCUGACAACACGUUUGGGGGACAGCCCAACCGAGCCAUUCCACACAGGCAGUUCUCUGCCCAUAGGCUGGAGCACACUGGGUCAGAAUCAACUGGAUGGCAGUGGAUUCGGGGUUGUGUGUUUCAACAGCAGUAAUGAUUUCCUUAAACUAAACCCCAAACUCACUGCCGUCAAGGUGAA
Echinops telfairi (small Madagascar hedgehog) is the source of this 7471-nucleotide messenger RNA. It is a transcript of the gene ABCA3, whose product is annotated as ATP binding cassette subfamily A member 3. The record is from RefSeq and is a predicted model, not a curated record. Gene Ontology annotation, cellular component: membrane; intracellular membrane-bounded organelle. Gene Ontology annotation, biological process: transmembrane transport; lipid transport. Bases 734 to 5662 code for a protein of 1642 amino acids. Lineage: Eukaryota; Metazoa; Chordata; Mammalia; Afrosoricida; Tenrecidae. The transcript is spliced from 32 exons. Gene Ontology annotation, molecular function: ATP hydrolysis activity; ABC-type transporter activity; lipid carrier activity.